AUGGCCUGUCGGGACAUGAAAAAGUGUAAAGAGACACGCCAAGAAAUCGUUGAUGAAACCAAAAAUAAUAAUAUUUUCACUAGAUUAUUGGAUCUCAGUUCCUUGGAUUCUAUACGCCAAUUCGCUAAAGAUUUCAAGGCCGAACAAACAAAGCUUCAUAUUCUGAUCAAUAAUGCCGGUGUCAUGCGUUGUCCUCGCAAUCUGACCAAAGAUGGCUUUGAAAUGCAAAUUGGUGUCAAUCAUAUGGGACACUUUUUGCUAACCCACUUGUUACUGGAUGUCCUUAAGGCUUCUGCUCCUAGUCGCAUUCUAAAUGUGUCCAGUUCUGCGCAUUAUUUAGGCAAAAUAAACAGUGAAGAUUUAAAUAGCGAGAAAUCCUAUUCUGAGGGCGACGCAUAUAACCAAAGUAAAUUGGCUAAUAUCCUUUUCACCAGGGAGUUGGCCAAGCGUCUGGAGGGUACAGGAGUCACUGCAAAUGCUGUACAUCCUGGUUUUGUCAAUACGGAACUGGGAAGAUAUUGGGGUCCUGGAAGAGUUUUAUGGCCAUUGUUGACACCGUUUAUGAAGUCACCCGAGAGUGGAGCUCAGACAACACUCUAUGCAGCUUUGGAUCCUGAUUUAGAUGAUGUUUCUGGCCUCUACUUCAGCGAUUGCAGGCCAAAGGAAGUGUCAGAGGCAGCCAAAGAUGAUAAGACAGCUAAAUGGUUAUGGACCGAAAGUGAGAAAUGGACGGGCAUUGCCCAGGAUGAAGCCAAUUAA
Molecule: messenger RNA, 759 nt
Organism: Drosophila willistoni
Lineage: Eukaryota; Metazoa; Arthropoda; Insecta; Diptera; Drosophilidae
Product: retinol dehydrogenase 12-like
Exons: 3
Coding region: 1-759 (252 amino acids)
Source: RefSeq, a predicted model, not a curated record